This is a messenger RNA of Etheostoma spectabile (orangethroat darter), 1238 nucleotides long. RefSeq lists its product as uncharacterized. NCBI's taxonomy places the organism in Eukaryota, Metazoa, Chordata, Actinopteri, Perciformes, Percidae. The transcript has 4 exons. Gene Ontology annotation, molecular function: ubiquitin-protein transferase activity. The coding region runs from base 5 to 895 and encodes 296 amino acids. The record is from RefSeq and is a predicted model, not a curated record.
GAACAUGCUCCACUUGCAAAAUGGAGUGUAUCGAACCAUUGGCAGGAUGAUGUCUACAAUAAUAGUGCAAGGGGGUGAACCACCUGCAUUCCUGUCCCCGAGUGUGGUGGACUACAUUGUGUCUGGGGACAUCCUUCAAGCUCACGUGACACCUGAUGAUAUAGGUGACCCUGAUUUAAGGGAGAACCUCAAUAAGGUUCAACAUGCAACCUUGCAGGAUGAUUUGGAGAAAGCAGUCAGCUGCUGUGACUCAUGGCGAUAUCAAGUUGAGGGUCUUCCACUCGUAGUCACCAUGGCCAACAGAGAUGUGUUUGUGAAAAAUGCAGUUCUCUAUCAUACUGUUGUGCAACGGCAGAGCUGUCUUGAUCAACUAAUUGAUGGCUUGUCCCACUAUGGAGUUUUAUCACUCUUGAGAGAGAACCCCAGCUUGCGUGUGCUGCUUGACAUACCAGGAGAGGACAAAGGUCAAGAAGCUGAUUUUGUAGCUGGUAUUCUCAAACCAAGCUACUCUGUACUGGGGAGCAACAGAAGAGCUAAAGAGGAGUUGAUGGUGGUCAAAUUUAGGGAGUUUCUACAAUGUGUUGAAAGUAAAGAGCUGAGAGACACAUAUGGGGACAGGACUCUAACAAACGAUGAGGAGGCAUUCCUGAAGACUUUGAGCCCUGGUCACAUCCUGGCAUUUGCUACAGGGAGCAGCAAAGUCCCAGCCAUUGGUUUUCAUCCAACUCCUAAGUUAAUAUUUAUUCAUGAUGAAAACAAACAUCUUCCCAUUGCGCACACUUGUGCUAAUGAGCUUCACCUUUUUGUGAAUGCAAAAACAAUGGCUGAUGAUGAUGAAUUUAACUACAGCUUCCUAGUAGCACUAAUGAAUGGAUCUUUAUUCAGCUUCAUUUAAACGAGACAUUUAACAGCUACCAUUUAAAGUACAAGGGUUAUUUUUUGCAAGCACAACUGGAGCAUAAGUGUAAUGUCCUAAUUUUGAUUUUUACUGUAAAUCUACUAAUUUGCUUAAAUGAGUUCAUUUGUAAAAGAACCCCUGCAGUGAAAUACACCACUGUUUAGUGUAGGGCUCCCCAUGUUUGUCAAACCAGGCUGCUGUGGUGUUCUGUGUACCCUCAGCCCCCUUCAUGGUAACAACCCUAAAACUACACACUACAGCCCGGUGGUUGAUUGUGUCCAUGUCUAAGUGUGUUUCAUAGAGGACAUAGUUUGUCCAUAUUAUAAAGCAGUGAUUUCAU